This is a messenger RNA of Dreissena polymorpha, 4032 nucleotides long. RefSeq lists its product as uncharacterized. The coding region runs from base 1 to 1218 and encodes 405 amino acids. The record is from RefSeq and is a predicted model, not a curated record. NCBI's taxonomy places the organism in Eukaryota, Metazoa, Mollusca, Bivalvia, Myida, Dreissenidae. The transcript is spliced from 2 exons.
AUGAGCACUGUAAGGGGCAACGGUGAGUCUGGCGGCGUCGGUGACGGUGAAGCUACAGCGGAGGGAGAAAACAGUUGCAAGCCGUAUCCAGUCCAGCAGGGAUCUUCCAGAUUUGUUUAUUUUAUUUUUAUUUUUUGUUAUGCUUGGCUUCGCCAUCGGUGUUGCGGAGUAUUCACGUUCCCAUUUCCUUUCAGUUUGGACACUGGCUUUGAGGUGGAUGAGAUUCUGCUUCUAAAUGAUGUGGAUGGGUUGGGCCCUCGAUCUAACCCAAGUUGGGCGGCACAUAUGGACGACGAAGACAGGGCGGAACAGGAGGUUGUCGAGAUGGACACUAGCGAGAUCGUCCCGAUCGCAGCCCUAGAAGAGUCGUCUAGCUACGGGGACUCUGUCGGCAUAGUCCUUACAGAGUUGCCCAAGAGACCUGCCGGCAUAGUCCCGCAGGAGGUGUCCAGUGUGGGCAACGCAGCCCUAGAAGAGUCGUCUAGCUACGGGAACUCUGUCGGCAUAGUCCUUACAGAGUUGCCCAAGAGACCUGCCGGCAUAGUCCCGCAGGAGUUGUCCAUUUUUCGGAACACGUCAGAAGAAUCGUCUAGCUACGGGAACUCUGUCGGCAUAGUCCUUACAGAGUUGCCCAAGAGACCUGCCGGCAUAGUCCCGCAGGAGUUGUCCAGUUUUCGGAACAUGUCAGAAGAAUCGUCUAGCUACGGGAACUCUGUCGGCAUAGUCCUUACAGAGUUGCCCAAGAGACCUGCCGGCAUAGUCCCGCAGGAGUUGUCCAGUUUUCGGAACACGUCAGAAGAAUCGUCUAGCUACGGGAACUCUGUCGGCAUAGUCCUUACAGAGUUGCCCAAGAGACUUGCCGGCAUAGUCCCGCAGGAGUUGCCCAGUUUUCGGAGCACGUCAGAAGAAUCGUCUAGCUACGGGAACCCUGUCGGCAUAGUCCUUACAGGGUUGCCCAAGAGACCUGUCGGCAUAGUCCCGCAGGAGUUGUCCAGUUUUCGGAACACGUCAGAAGAAUCGUCUAGCUACGGGAACCCUGUCGGCACAGUCUUUACAGGGUUGCCCAAGAGACCUGUCGGCAUAGACCCACGGGGACCUUUCAGGCGUGGCUCUGUAGGGUGGCGACCCUCAAGUUCUCGCCGUUGGGAGCGGUCCCAGCGGUGGAAAUUAGUUAAGUGUGUAAGCGAGCGUGGGGGCCUGAAGUUAUUAUCUAUUUAAAGGGUGGGGGUGGGUACCUCUGUUUUUCUUGUUUUAUUUUAGUUGUGUUUCGCUCCAUUUAGUGUCAGUGAAGUGUAAACUUGUUAUGUGUCAAAAAAUUAUGUUGAUUAGUCCCUUAUUGGCCUCGCCCACCAGUCCAUUGUUUGGUUAUUAUUUAGUAAAUUUGAAUAUACAUUAUUAGACUGGUUACUCUUGGUCUCCGUGACAACGCAGGGUUGAUUUCACUGUCAUGACACCCGGAAACUGAUACCUUUUUUAUUUUUCUAUUCAUGUUUCCCUGAGUGGGGGGGGGGGGAAGAUGUUUGGGUUGGUAUUGCCACCCGUAAAUAUAUAGAAAAAACAUGAUAAUUGUUGAAGUGUUGUUGUUAAAUAGUAGAAAUGCAAGCAUUGACAUUCUCAAGGUUAUUUCGUACUUGUACUGACGGUGUGUUUUCACGCGAGCGUAAUACGCCUGAUGUCGUAAUGGGUACACGUCGCCUCGCUGAAUACUGGGGGGGGGGGUAGUUGGCGGCAGGGCGAGGCAUUUAGAAUACUCUUAUCAGAUCCAGCUGUGAGCUCUUUCAGCCCACUUUUAUUUAUAUUUCUCUGAACAACCACUCAGGGACAUGUCAUCAUUGUAUAUUAUGCCGUUAGAAGAGGUAAAUUGUUGCAUGUCAUGAAUUGUGGGGAACUAUUGCAUGUCAGGAACCGUGGGAAACUGUUGCAUAUCACUCCCUGUGGUGUUAUUAUUAUUUAAAUAUUUGUAAUAAUUUAUGUUGUUAUUUACAGCCACCACUAUGGCGAUUGACAUAACUGGGCGUAACCCUUCAUCCUCCAGUUUCCAGUACAUUAUGUCAGUGUUUCUUUUCUGUAGCGUGUUUUGCUGUCUAUCCAUGCAUUUAUAAUGGACAAUUUCAGUGCUGAAGCUGUUUGCAGCUGAAAGCUGUCCAUGGCUAAAGCUUUGUGGACGGACUGGCUGGGCGAGCCCAUUAAUCUCUCAGCAUGAGACUGUGUACGGCAAUAUAAAGCAAUACUUAAAUGUUAGCAUUCUUUUUACAUUUUAUUUCAGACCAGGGAUCGCUGUCAUUUUAUGGAGGGUAUUACACUUUAAUUGGGGUACGCAUGCAUAUUAAAAUAUUCUGCGAAAACCGGCCAAUGGGUUAAAUAAGUUGUGGUCUAUCUAGGGUUGAGGCCCCCAUUCUGCGCACGUUGUGGCAUGCCUGUAGUUUUGAAACAAUUAGGUUGUCCCGACUUUGGGGAGUCUGGGCACUGUCAUAGUUCCGCUAAGUCGCUGCGUCUAGGCGUACAUCGCAUGGCAAAGGCGCCCUCCUUGAUUACGAAAGGGGCAUUGGGGUCCUAGAGAUAGUCAAUAUACUUCCUUGGGGUGCAUGGGACGGCUUGGGCGCAGUGGCUUUAGAGUACGUUGCAUGGCGAAGGCGCCCUCCUUGCUUACGAAAGGGGCAUUAGGGUCCGAGAGAUAGUCAAUAUACUACCUCGGGUGCGAUGGGACGUCUGUGGCGGACUGACUAUGACAUUCGGUGGGACGAUUCCUUUGUGAGUAUGGGGUCGUCCCAAAAAGAGAAAAGUGAGGGGAGUGUAGUGCCAGUGCCACGCCCCCCUGCAGAGUGGUACCCGGCUUGCGUCGUUCAUGUGACGGGACCAUGCUGCAUGAUGUGGAGCCACUGGGAUGGACGCAGAUGCCUGAAUGGAUGACCAUGCUCUCUUGCUACCGUGUCCGCGGACGUGUGCAGACGUGUUUCCUGAGGUGAGUAUUUCCAGGAGCAUAAGUGUGAGCCGGUAUGUAUUAGCCUGUGUAGAUGAGCCUGUGUAUGUGAGCCUGUGACCUGUAAGUAUUAGCGUGUGACUUAGUGUCUUGCCCGGGAGGUUUAGCCUGUGCGCGCGGUAAGUAUUACCAGAGGAUCAGUGGUGUGCAGCAGACGAUAGCAGACGAACGUUUCCCUCGAAGAGUGUACUGCCGAGGACGAAUGAUGCCAUCCUGACAAGGUUUCCAGUCGACGACCAUCAAUUUACCACAUACAUCGAGUUGAAUCUAAGAAUUAAUACUAACUACCACCACAUACAGUGUUCUUUUUCGACACGAUCGGUCCGCUAUCUGUUUCCAGAACAGAAAAGUAAAUUGACCUACACUUUGCUAGUAGCAGAUGGAGAUGACUGGUACUGGACAUCGAACUAAAUCCACGUUCAAAAUUGGUCGCACUAAAGUCUCAUCUGUAUUUCAACCGGCUUAAGAAAGUUUAUUGUAUGUCAACACGGCAUGUACGUCCGUUUUCUGCAAAAGGAAGGGCUCUUUAUGAAGAGAGAAUUGAUGACUUUAGGAAGCGCUGUUCUGCUUCAUGGCGCAAAGUGACUGAAAGUUUGUGCAUAGUAAGUAGUUUAACUUAUGAGAGUAAUGUUGGUGAAAUUAACCUGAUUGAACAGCAAUUACCUAUGAAAGUUACGUAAAAGUUAAAGACGAAUUUGAAGUGUACUUAAAAAAUGUGAAGUGAAGCAAGUCUUAAAGAAUUAUCGGCUCUCACUACAGACGUGUCGCUACAUGAAAAAGCAAAGUUACAUGCGCUGGAAAAGAUUUACCAAAAUAAACAAUCAAUAUUAAAAAAAGUCAUAUCCAGCAUGAAGCCAAACUCUGUCCAUGGUGGUGUGAAGACACACAGUUCGAGAUCCUCUAGCCGUAAGAGUGAACUCAUCGCAUUGAAACAAGCAGAAGCCGAAUCUGCCAAGAUAAAACUGAAAUAUACUCAACAAGAAGCAGCUCUUUUGAAACAAAAGGCAGAAUCAGAAGCGAAUCUUCAAGUUCUUUCACAGCAAAAAGCUUUU